This is a messenger RNA of Fonsecaea multimorphosa CBS 102226, 1716 nucleotides long. RefSeq lists its product as uncharacterized. NCBI's taxonomy places the organism in Eukaryota, Fungi, Ascomycota, Eurotiomycetes, Chaetothyriales, Herpotrichiellaceae. The record is from RefSeq and is a predicted model, not a curated record. The transcript is spliced from 3 exons. The coding region runs from base 1 to 1716 and encodes 571 amino acids.
AUGGCGGCAAAGCCUCUCAUAACGCCAGAGAGCUUCAUUACCAUCACUGGACCGGCAGAUAUGGUUAGUGAUGAAACGCGCUUUGCUGUUGCUUCUCAUACGGCGAAGGCGAGACGGAGAAAACGUAAGGUGGUCCAUUUUGAGCCCGGAACAACCAUCCAUAAGUUUCUGGCUUGGAAAGCAACCAAAAAGUCAGCUUCGCGGCGCAAGCUAUCGCAAGAACCCGGCAGUGCUGGCCUGGCUUCUCUCGCCGUCGUUCCGUCCCAGAGCCCACAAGAGCAACCACUUGGUAUCCUCAGCCAGUCGAGGAGAGAUCCCUUUGCGCGCUAUGCUGUCUCUGAUAUUCCUGGCCCGGUCAACGAAGUGGUUGAUCAUGCCAUCCGGCUCUUCUGGCCAGGUCUGACUCCGAUUCCUACGCGAAAUCUGAACAAUCCGGUCGUCGACACCUAUCUGGAGGCAAUUCGAAGCUCCCCUCUUGCAUUUUAUGCAUAUAUAGUCGGCACGGCUGAGAAUUACGAGCUUCUGAGUGGGAGCAACUUCAAAACGAAGGCAUUCACAAAAUUAUGUCUGGCCUACCGUGUGGAGAUGAUCAAACUCGUCAAUCAGGAAAUUCAAGAGAUGACUGGUCCCCCGUCUGACGAGUUACUGGGAGCCAUUAUCGUACUCGCUGGCAAUUCCGCAGCAUUCAUCAGCCGCGCGAAAGGAUCAUUUUUCAAAGUACCGCAGCCAUCACGGUUCGACUCCCCCCUCAGAACCGCACAAUUUAUCCAUGUAUAUAGCGCCAACCCUUUUCCAAGCGCACAUUCGGAAGCGUUGGUUCGACUGGUGGUUAUGAAAGGUGGAUGCUCUGAGAUCAAGUCGCCUGGGGUAGCCAGCACAGCCGCUUUAUGCGACUUGGUCACUGCUUCACAAACCAACUCUAAGCUCUACAUCAUUCCUAUGAGUCCACCCACAUUGGCGGCCGUACAGCACUUGUCCGACUUGAUGACAACGGCAGAGAUCAAAUGGGAUGUUCGGACUACGACCUGGAGUCGCCUGCCACUGAGCUCACCCUGGAGACAUGAGCUCCUCCAAGCAGUCCAGGCAAUGUUGGUCGUCAAUACCGUGGUUGACUGUUAUCUGAGGAGGAACGGACCGGCGAUGGUCUUCGCCGAUAUCGUCAACGCCCGCAAUGACGCCCAAUAUCUUCUGCUGAGCCUCUUACCAUCAAGCGAAGCUGAUGAUGAGAUGCGCUCAACUUCACAGAAGUUCUCAGAGCACAUUUACGAGAUCAGUCGCAUCGCCCUACGAAUAUACAGCAAUCUCGUGCUUUUUCCAAUGAAUCCCAGCGGUGGCACGAGUACGAUUCUAGCAGGAGCACUCCGAAAAGCAAUCAUUGAGAGCGAGAGCGCAAAUCCAUGGCAACUGUUUCCCGACACAUGUAAGCGCAUGAUGCUCUGGGCACUUGUGCUCGGGGGCAUUCAAGUCGACGACAGCGUCAUCGAUGCCCGAGAAGAGCGGUCGUGGUUUGUCGAGCAGCUUGCAGAGGUCAUGUCGUUCAUUGAUAUCUUGACGUGGCGACAGGUCGAAGACUGUCUGACGUCGUUCAUGUGGUUGGAUAUAGUCCUCACCCCUGCCGCCGUGGAGCUCUGGGCAGAUGCGAGGAGGACGCGAGAUCAGGAUCGAGAAACCCCGGAGAUGGAAGGCCUGGCUUUGCAGCUGCGAGAGGGUCUGUGA